Messenger RNA from Cimex lectularius (bed bug), 3539 nucleotides. RefSeq names its product tRNA wybutosine-synthesizing protein 5-like. Gene Ontology annotation, biological process: wybutosine biosynthetic process. The transcript has 4 exons. The coding region runs from base 163 to 1101 and encodes 312 amino acids. The record is from RefSeq and is a predicted model, not a curated record. Gene Ontology annotation, molecular function: tRNA binding; 2-oxoglutarate-dependent dioxygenase activity. Lineage: Eukaryota; Metazoa; Arthropoda; Insecta; Hemiptera; Cimicidae.
ACCUCUCGGUUGUUUUACCUGUAAUCCUGAAUAUUUGUAGAACGUUGUAAUUUUACUAUUUGGUCUAUUAAAUCAUAAUUGCUGUUUUAUUUCUUCUUCAGAAACUGCCAGGCUAUAUAAUAUUAUUUCCUGGAGUUUGUUGGACGAUGACGGUAAGCGAUCAUGUCCAUUGAAAUUAAACCUGUAGAAAUAUAUGAUUAUGUUUCAAAAGAUCAUUUUCAACAAUUCAUCGCAAAUGAGCGGAGGCCUUUACUCAUUAAAAACAUAGAUAUAGGAGAUUGCAUUAAAAAAUGGACAGUAGAUUACCUGGCUGAGGCUCUAGGUGAAAAUGAAGUUAAAGUUCAUGUAAGCCCAGUGGGCAACAUGAGUUUUAUAAACAAAAACUUCACAUAUAAAACGCUUCGUUUUGAUGAAUUUAUAAGACGAGCAGCUGCUGAAAAAAACACCAAGUGGUUUCUGUGUGAAAACGAACGCUAUUAUCUUCGAUCAACCGGUUCAGAUCGAAGGGGAAAAGAUGUUGCCAAUGUGGAAAAACAAUUUCCGCAAAUAUCGCGUGAUAUAAAGUACCCAGAACUAUUCGACAAAUCAGAUUUCUUCUCCAGCGUUUUUAGAAUUGGGUCUUGUGGCGUUCAGAUCUGGACGCAUUAUGACAUCAUGGACAACAUACUAUUGCAAAUAUCUGGAGAGAAGCGGGUCGUGCUUUUCAGCCCGCAUGACACCCAGCAUAUGUAUCUGAAUGGGGAUAAAUCGGAAGUGCUUGACAUUGACUGUCCGAAUGUGGAAAAGUUUCCGAAUUUUGUAAAAGCGACUCAGUAUGAAUGCAUUAUGAAACCGGGUGAUGUACUGUACAUACCAGCAUUGUGGCACCACAAUACGACUGCAAAAACAUUUGGAAUAGGGGUAAAUGUUUUUUGGAAAAACCUGCCACAUGAGCUCUAUGAUAAAACUGAUGUUUAUGGCAAUAAAGACCUUCUUCCAGCUGCAAAGGCACUAUCUGAUAUAAAUAAAGCUUUAAAGAUUUUCAAAACACUGCCAGCCAUGUAUAAAGAUUUUUAUAUACAGAGGGCAAUUUCAGCUUUGGAAAAGGCAAGAGAAUCAUAAUGAUCAGUACAUGGUUAUGGUAUUGGUAAAUGAAUAUAUGCAAAGUGGCGAUCUUUUCUGCAGAUAUGGAAGAAUUGUGUCAAGAUUACUUACAAAAUAUCACACCUGUGGCUCAAAGGAUGGCAGAAGAUAUAACAAGAAUUAAGAAUGAAAAUAAGACAAUUUGGCCAAAAUUAACUAAUAAGGAAAGGAACGAUCUAAUUAAUAAAUUGCUUAUAGAUACCCAUUUGGAAAGCCAUUAUCAAAACACAUACCAAAAUAGUGCAUUGCAUUAUGAAUCGCUAUCGACAUUUUCAUGGUUUUCAACGAGUCAGUGUAAUCUUUGUAAAUUUAUCGACAAUACACCCAAUCGCAAGGUACUUUGUUCUGAAGUGAUUAAUAGUGUUCAAAAAAAUUCUGUUAGUAAUGAAAAGACAAAAGAACUAACCAAACCAACACAAAAAAUGUCAUCUGAUGAAAAAAAUAAGCAGAACACUUAUGUGCUUAAACCAAAGAAUCCACCUCCACCGCCUCCGUCAAAACCAUCAUUCGAAGAUGAGAACGAUAUGCUUCAAUCAGACAUGCCAAAAACUGGGUUUGAUUUCUUAGACAAUUGGUAAAACCCACUGUACAAUAUGAAUUAAUUGGAACUGGAUUUUUUCAUCCAUUUGAUGGAUCAGUUUAAAAUAUGUAUGCCAAUAUUUAAUUCUUUUAAAGAUAUUUUAAAACAAAGCUUUUAUAUGUUUUAGAUGAAGUGCAUUUGAAAAAACCAAGAAAUCUGUUUUUUUGUUUUGUUUUUUACAUUUUGAGCAUCAUUUGCGCAGCCUCUUUAACAGCCAGAUGGGUCGAAAUCUCAAUAAAACUACAAUAUCAACACAGAUUUCUUUGUAAGUUCAAAUAUCUUAAUCUAUAUUGCAAACUGGGGAAAAUGCAACAUGAAUUUGUAUUUUUUUUUUAAAUCUGGGAUAAGUUCUUUCAUCUAAUGGACUGAGUGUUCUUCUUUUCAGGCCUUUUCCCUGAGGUAAUACAAAAUUGUAAUAUUAAAGGCUGAUAUCAAUUAUACCAAAGCUGUUAAUAUUUAAUGUCAGGAAAAAUAUAGUUUUGUUUAAUAAGUGCUUAAGAGCAAUUGUACAUUUUAAUAGCUAAGCUCAAUAUUUACUUGAAUUAAAAACAUUUGAACCUCAAAAAUUAAAUUAAACGUCUAAUUUUUUAAAAAUUAAACAAUUUUAUUGAAAACCGUUGGUUUUGCACCAGGCUUUUCUCACUACAAUAUUUUCUGUUCUAAUAACAGUUUGUAAUAAAAUUGGGGGACUGAACAUAACAGUUUCCAUUUCCUAUUGUUGCUAUUAACAAUGUGAUAUUAAAGUUUAAUGUUUCUACAAAGGUUAAAAAAUAAAUGUAGAAUUUUGAUGUUAUUUUUAAAAAAUCGUAUAAUUUUUUCUGUAUUAUGUUGUAUACUUGAAAAUAUGAAGAGAAAAGCCUGUUCAAAAAUUUCAUUCUGAGUUGACAUAACAAUAUGUAAUACAAAUCAAAUUUAAUCUGUUGAAUAAUACCAAGGUAGUAACAUAAAUUUAAUAUACUUAAUUUUAUUUAAGUGUGCUUUAAAAAAUGUUCUUAUCUGGGGGGAGAGAGAGAGAGAGAGAGAGAGAGUUGUGAAAAAUAAAAAUGUACGAAAUAAGAAUAGCCUUACAUUAUUUCUUGUUUAUGAGAGAUUUAAUUUUAUAAAUUUCUUAAGAACAUGAUUUUAAGAUAAAACAUAAGCCUAUUGCUUAUAUAAUUAUAUCAAUUGUCAAUAAAUUAUUUAUUUGAUUCUGCAGAAUCUAAUUGUAUACAUGUGAAAUGAAAUGUAACGUAAUUUUUUCGAGGAUAAAAUGUUUGAAAUGUCUAAAAUUUUAGAGUGACCAAGUGUAAUAAUUAAUAACAAUUAAUUUAUUUAAACAUCAAUUAUGUAUCGUGAAACAUAAUGUGCAAAUACAUAAAUAUAUUUUGAAGAAAGAUCAAUCCUUUUCAAUAGUUUGUUAGUAUUGUAUGUAUAUCGUAACAUUUUAAGUAGUUCAAUGUUUUAUAUUGUUUAGUCACUAUUUUCAAUACAUAUCAAUAUAUAUAUAUAAAAAUAAUGUAUUUAUAAUUUUGUUUAAAUCACUGAAUAAUUGCUCUGAUUCAGCAAUAGGACCAAUUAAAACAGUAAAAUUACUGUAUUUUUUUUUCAAAUAAAUUUAUUACUCUCAAUAUAAUAAAUAGCAGUUGUAUAAGAUUUGAUUAGUAAAAGUGAAUUUAUGCAAAUAUAAGGAAUUGUCAAUUUCAUUUUUUUCUUCUUUUGUUGUCGAUGAAGGGUUGGAUGUGAAAAUAUUGAAGUUAUAAAGAAAAGAAAGAGAAAAAUUGUAAACAUCUUAAGAGAUAAAUUUCAUAAGGGUUUGAUAUAUGGACAGAAAUUCAUCAAUAAACACAAAAAUUGGUAA